UCUUAUCAUUUUUCUUACAAUAUUAAGAUAGUUACUAGUCUGUUGACAUGUCAGCAAUCGCGAUGCUUGCUGAUGUGUUCAAGAAAAUUGUAUAUAGGGCAUCAUGAAUUAUAAUAAAUAAAUUGUCGUUUAUAAUUUAAUAUUGAACUUAUUUUAAUUUCUGCAUUCAUGUAGAAAUAUAUAACACACUAUGAACAAAGUAAAAUAAAUCACUUACUUUAUUCCUUGCAAAAAAAUACAUUUAAUUAAUAGCAAUGGAAAAACUAAUAGAUGAUCGAGUUGUUAAGUCCAGAAACAAAAAGCAGACGAAGAAAAAUAAGUCUGAUAGUGUUGAAAAGCAGGUUUGUUAAACCAUAUUAAAAUAGUUAUCUAAUACAAAUAUUUCACUCUGAUAUUUCAAUAAUAAAAUAUACCUAUUUAGUUCUACACUAUUUACCUAUAAAUAUUUCAAAUAAAAUAAUGUGAAGUAUAUUAAUCUAUUAGUCUAAUAGUGGUUGGUUAAAUUUAUGUGUCUAAACAAUUUUUUUUUCUAGGAAAACAAAGUUGAAUGUAUUUCUAAAAACCAUGACGUUAAUGAACAAAAUUUAAUCAAUAAAGAACAACCUGAUAUAUUUAAUAAUUUUAAAAUUAAUAUUGAAAUAAAUGUACUGGCGGUUAUACUAUUUUUAUCGGCUGUUUCAUCACGAUUUUUCAAAUUAAACCAACCUAGAAAUGUUGUGUAAGUAUUUUUUUUCUUUUGUUUAAAUUUUAUAUACUAAUGCAUGAUUUUAGUUAUUACCGACUUUAAUAUACACUACCUAUAAAAUAUAGACAUAUACCUAUUUCCGAGCUUAUUUCAUAUGUAUUAACUAAAGCUCAGAUGUUUAUGACUGCAUAUUUUCUGGCAAAAUCAGAAUUAUACCCGAAUAUGAAAUAAAUUUGGUUCAGAAAGUCUAGAUUUAAAAUAUGCAAACCUUUUUUGCAUAUAUUUGCAUAUUUAACAUUUUCGAUCAUAUAAAUGCAUAUAUUGAUUAUUUCUAAAUUUAGAUACAGUAAGUUCUCGUUACAACGAAAAUCGAUACAACAAAAACCGAUACAAUGAAAAAUACCGUUAUAACGAAAGUUGUAGAAGUCCCCUACUGAAAAGCUACUUUAACAAUGUUAAAUGAAUCUCAAUGUAACAAAAUGAUUAAUUUUUAAAAAUCCCGGUACAACGAACUAUUUUUACAGGUUUAAAUAUAUUUUCCCUUCUUAAAAUUUAAUCUAAAGAUAUCAAGCACACAAUUUAAUGAAAUUAUAAAGUCAUUAAAUUGCCAUUAUGUGUAACUGUGUUAUUCUACUUCAACCUAUUGACCAAGGUAUCAUCAGAGCUGUAAAAUCACGCUACAGAACAUUUUUGUUACGUCAAAUUUAAUGCGAUUUAGAGAAAAAUAUCCAAAGAAAAUGCAAUGUGAAGGAAGCUAUCAAAUGUAUACGAGGAGCUUGAGAUGAUAUCAGUCAAUCAACGAUAACUAACUGUUGGAAACAUGCAACCACAACCAAAGACGCCAAUUCGGUUUCAGAAGUGACCAAAUAUGAUGAAUCAAAUACGCACAACACCCAACAAUCUGAGUUAGAGCAAAUUUGGAUCAUUGCGGAAAAGAAAAUGUCGCUUCCUGACAAUGUAAAUUUAGAAGAUUAUCUCAGUGCAGAUGACAACAUUUCAACAUGUUAUGAACUAACCGAAGUAAAUAUCAUUUAAUCCAUUAAAGACAGUAAAGAUGAGGCCACCGAUGAAAGUAGUGAAGAUGAAAAAGCUGUGAUGGGAGAUGAUGUGCGCAAUGUCACUUUAUCAGAAGCCUUAUCAAGUUUGGAAGUUAUGUGAACAUUCAUUUCAUCACAAAGUGAUGUGCCGGACUUCAUAUUUACAUAAUAACAUUCACCAACUACAAAAUUAUUUACUUUCUAUUAAAACAGCAAACCUUGUUCAAAAAAGAAUUGUCGAUUAUCUGUAAUAAAGUUAUUUUGCAAAUUAUUUAUAUUUGAAUAACAUAGUGUUUUUAAAUUUUUUUUAUUCAAAUUUUCAAAAUUUCAUUACAGCGAAAUUUCUGUUAAACGGAAAAAAAAUCGGUCCCUUGGAGUUCAUUGUAACGAAAACUUACUGUAUAUGCAUAUUUUAAACAAUUUUAAAUGUAAUAUUAAAAAUUUGUACGGUAACUAUUAACCAAACACUUUAUAUCAUUAUGUGUAAGUAAGUGUUAAGGCUAUCAAUAAAAAUUGCUGGCAUACCUAGUUAUUUAUAUACCUACUGUAAAUACAUAUGGUGGAUAGUUUACAAAAAUAUAGUGUCAGUUCGUUGAAGAUCUUUCAAAUUUGAAAAUUUAAGUAAAAUAAUUUUUAUACAGUGUAAUCCUGAGAUUUAAAGUAUUUAAUCUAUGUAACAUUUAAUUUUUUUUUUAUUUUAAACUAAUAUUAACACCUUUUUUGUGUAUAUUUGUUAAAAAUAGGUAUAUUUAAUACAUUAUUCUGAUGAAAAUAAAUAAAUUAUAAAGAAUAUAAUUGUAUAUUUUAAAGAAAUUUUGGUCAUUAAUAUCCAAGCUUCAAUAAUAAUUUAUUCUGAUGAAUAUAUUUUGAUAAAUUAUAUAAAAAUCAUAUGAAAUGUAAUAAUUAUAGAUUUGACGAACUACAUCAUGGAAAAUAUGUUAGUUUGUAUAUGAAGCGGACAUUUUUCUUUGACACACAUCCACCUCUUGGAAAACAACUUAUAGCAGCCGUUGCAUACUUAAGUAAUUAUGACGGUAUGUACUAUAUAUAUGAUCCUAUACAAUUUUAUUUUGAAACUCUCAUUGUAUGUUAUUUUAAAUAUUCCACCUUGCAUUUAAAGUAAUGUUAGAUAAACUUUAAAUUUAAGCAAAUAUUAUUGUUAAAAUAAGGUGUAUUUUGAUACAAAUUCCAAUAUUUUACAAACAAAUAGAUGUGUCUGAUGAAGCAUAUCAUGGUUUUGUUUUACACUUGUGACUCUAACUUCUGUAUAUCAGUAUCAGGUUCAAAUCUGCAGAUUGUAGGUUUAUAUUACACCAAGUAAAGAGUGACAUGCAACCAAAUAUUGAUAAAAUCCUUAUAAAAAGAAUAUAAAAUCUAAAUCUAAUUUUCAAAAAUUAUUAACUCUAAUAUUAAAUAAUAAAUUGUUUUAAUAAAUACAAAUAUUUAUUAUGUAUUAUUAGCAUAUUAUUAUUAUAGCAAAAUAUUAUGUUAUUAUUUAAACAAUAAACAUACUAAAAAUGGUCUAAAUCAAAUAUCUAAGAAUACAUGGAUACAUAACAAUUAACAACAAAUAUAAUUUAUACUAUUUAUUUAAUCUAAUAUAUUUAUGUUUAUUAAACACAAAUAUUAUAAGUGUAUCAUGAGUAUUUUAAAUUGAGACAUAUAUUAGGUAAUUAAUGAAAAUUAAUAUAUAGUUAACAAUUUUGAACAAUUUCAACAAAUUAAUAAAUCUAGCUAUGUAUACAUACAAAAAAAAAAAAAUUAAUUUACUUAAUACUGUUAUUUUAAAUUGACUCACAAACUUUAGAAGUAAAAUCAAUAUAUAUCCAAAGCGAUGUAGCGGCUAAGUAAAAAAAUAUAGUAUAGUGGCCACUAACGUAUAGUAAUAGAAAACAGAGUUGUACCAUUGAAAAACUGCUAAUUUGUGUUAAUCCAUCAGCCAGUUCUACAGGCCAAAUGGCUGUAUAAGGUCAUAUAAGGUAUCAAUCGAUCAGAAAUAUUGUAUAGAUGGAAACAGGGAAAUUCGCAAGCAGAUUUGUUAUGUGGAUUAAAAAUUAUAACCAAAAAUGUUCAAGUACUUUCAAGUCAGAUUUUUCGUAUUUGACAAAAAUAUCGUAAAAUAUCUACUCUCCUUGCUGCAGCAAUGUAAAAUAUAAUUAUCCCAAUCAGUCCUGCUACUUUCGGUUUGGUUAUUAGGUUUAUAUUUAAGGACCAUUUUUUAAUUCAAAAUUCAUCUUCAGAUUUAACAAAGUCAAAUAACAUCAACUUUUUUUUUUUAUAAAUAAAUAGCUAAUAUCACACCAAAAACACUUUGUUAUAACUUCAUGUAAAAAAAAAAUCUUAUUUAAAAAUAAUUAAAUUUAGCAAUGAUUAAAUCUUUAAAAGAAAAGAUAUAAUAUGAAAAUUAAGUAAAAAGACAUUUUAUAAUAUUACAAAUAUCGUGAACUACAAAUAAAAUCAAUUGUAAACAUAAAUACUUAGUCAACAUAUUGUUUAUAAAUUAUUAAUGUAUUUACAAAAUUUAAUAUAGUGGUUAGUUAUUUGUAUUUAUUUAAGCAUACUUACAUGUCCUGCCAACUAGUUAAAUAAUAUGUUGACUAAGUAUUAAACUUUACAAUUGAUCUUAUUUAUCUCAUAGGUAUCUCAUCAUUUUUUUUAACUUAACUUUUUUUUUACACUGAGUUUCUUUUUUAAAAUUCCUUUUUUGAAAUGUUACAGUUAUUUAAAACCGAUAAAUUAUUUAAAUAAUUGUUCCUAUUAUAUUUAUAAUUAUUCUGGAUAUAAGGUUCAAUUUAUAGUUUAAUAAUAAAUACUAUUUAGUUAUUUUUAAAUGACUGUUAUAUUUUAAAAAAAGAAACACAUCCUCUUUUCCUCUGAAAUAUUGUUCCUAUUUAAUUUUGUAAUAGGUGCUUUUACUCUAAAACCAAAAUUUAAGUAAAUUCUAUGCAGUCUGCAUAAGGUAGAUUUUGCUAUAUUUCAUGUUUGGUUAAACUGAGACAGCGCAUGGGGGUAUAGUGUCCUCUUAAUUGAUGACUGUCAGGGUUUGAUAGACUCCAAUUUGUUCUUCAGGCAUUCUCUUCAUUGAACUGGUUUUCAAUAAGGUCUUGCUGUUAAAUAGUUAGGCUUCCUUGACUUGAGUCUCUAAGUACAAUUCAUGGGUGUAUCUUUAUGUAUAUUGGGAGUUUAUCACUAGUAUUAUAGAUUGACUACUGAUUAUUUAUUUGCAUUGUCUACAAUCCUGAUUCAGUUACAAAACUGUUUUUAAAGGAUUUUGACAGAUUAAGUCAAAUAUCCUACGAAAAUAAAUUUUGAAAAUUCAAUGAUUUAAAUUCUUGCCCAACCCUUGAGCUGUCAAGAGGAAGCGGUAGGUACUUAGGUUGCAUCCCUCUGCAAGGAAUUUCAUAGAAUUUUACGGAGGUGGUUCAAAAUGUGUAUUAUUGAUAUUUAUAAUUAACGCAUUUUAUUAUUUAGAUAACUGAGGAGUUCCUUAUUUAUUUAUUUUUAAUACCAAUUAAUAAUAUUUUAACUAUAGUUGAUAAAUAGAUAUAGAUUAAUAGUUAUUUCUUCUUUUACAAAAAACCCAAUUAUUUUAACCAAAAUCGUUAUUAAAAUAGAAUUAUAUUUUUAGGUCAAUUUAAAUUUGAAAGAAUUGGUAGUGAAUUCAGUGAUGAUGUUCCCUUAUUUGGUUUACGUUUUGUACCGGCAUUAUGUGGUAGUUUAAUUAUUCCUGUUGCAUAUCAAUUAAUGAUAGAACUUGGAUGUCGACAUUGGUGUGCAGCUCUAGCUGCAUUUCUUCUUCUCUGUGGUAAAUAACCUAUUAUUUUUGUACAAUAUACCCAGUAUAAAUAUGUAAUAUAUUUUUUUCAGAAAAUACAUUAUUAACACAGUCUCGAUUUAUUUUGAUGGAAUCAAUAUUAAUAUUUUUUAUAUUAUGUGGAUUAUUAUUUGUGUUAAAAUAUAGAAGAUUGAAUAUGAAAUCUCCUAAUGCCUUGGUCUACUUAACAAUUGCAUCUAUUUGUCUUACUAUGGCUACAUGGUAAAUUAAAUAAUUUGUAUAAUUUAUUUUAAGAUUACACCUGUAUUAUUUUUCUACAGUGUGAAAUAUGUUGGAUUUCUCUCAUGGCUUUUGUGUAUUUGGAUAAUUUGUCGAGAUUUCUGGGUUAAUCAUUUAGGUGACAAACGCCUAUCGGAUUUAACUGUUUUCUCUUGUGCAACACUACGAUUUAUGAUUAUAUUUUCAAUGACAAUUUCUGUUUAUUUUUCUGUAUUUUUCAUUCAUCUUGUCAUCUUAAACAAAGCUGGUCCCCAUGACAGUGUUAUGACCAGUGCUUUUCAAGCCAGCCUAGAGGUAUCAAAAGUUUCUUAUAAGUUUUAUAUUGUAAUUUAAUUAAGCUAUUUUAUUUAGGGUGGACUGGCAUCUAUAACUAAAGGUCAACCUCUGCAUGUUUCACAUGGAUCACAAAUAACAUUAAGGCACACUCAUGGAAGAACAUGUUGGCUUCACUCUCACACUCAUGUGUAUCCCAUUAAAUAUGCAGAUAAACGAGGAAGUUCACAUCAGCAACAAGUUACAUGUUAUACAUUUAAAGUUAGUUUUAUUCUACUUAUUAUAUUUAUAGUUAUUUUACAAUAUUAUUAUUUACAUCAUUUAAUUUUAUCUUAAUGAUUUAAUUUUUUAUCAUUUAUACAGGAUGUUAAUAACUGGUGGAUAAUUAAACGACCAGAGAUAAACACAUUAGCUGUAGAAAAUACGAAGGAUCCAGAUAGUAUUAAACAUGGUGAUAUUAUUCAGCUUGUGCAUGGUAUGACAAGUCGUGCUUUGAAUUCACAUGAUGUCGCAGCACCAGUAUCUCCACAAAAUCAAGUACAUUGUUAAUUUGUUAAUUUUUUAAUUUUUUAAAUGACUUUUUUGUAUUCGAUAAAAAAUCAAAUUAAAUAACAGAAUUAAAAUAUUUUGAUUAAUUUACUCUGGUAAGCAUGGCUUGUAGUGGGGUAAAUAAGCAACUCUUUAACAAAAGUUUGAAAAAACAACAGCAUAAAGAAACUGGAAGGAAAAAGAAAAUUUUAAAUACAAUAAUAAAUAUGAAUUGCUAUAAGAAGUUCAUUUUCUAAGUAAUUAAAUAUUUAGUUAUGAAAAUCAUUUGUAUUAAGAUGUAAAAUCAUAAAAUUAAACAGUUGGAUUUAGAAAAUCUAUGACAUGUUGAUCAUAAAAUUGUUGUGUACCAGAUGUUAAUGCCAGACACUUUAAUUGCAUGCAUGUUAAUAACUUGCUUACUAUCAAAUUUAUUAUAUAGCGAAUUGCUUGUAUAGAGAUCUGACAAAAAGUAUAUAAAGUUCUAUAUAUUUUUUGUGGAGGACCUAUUAAAUCUUUUUUAUUUUAACAUAUUGGAACCAUUAGAUUUUGUUAAACUUCUAAAGGUCUCACUGAAUUAUUUUUACAACCUCCCCAGACUAUUAAACCCAAGAUUAAACAAGUAUUGUAAUAGUACUCAUCAUUUCAAUGGAUAAAAUUGUAUUUUAUAUCUUUAUCUUAAAGACAAUAUACAGUGUCCCAUUUGAUAAAUUUUUCUUCCACUAUUAGUGUUAAAUUUGUUUUCAAUUUUUUUUUUUAAUAGGUUUGUCUUUCAGGGAGACAUUGAUUUGGAGAAAAAUUAAUUUUUUUUUCAUCCUCUGAACACAAAAAAAAAAUAACUUUAUUUAUUCACUUUAGAAAAUUUUCAAAACACCCAUUUUGUAUAAAAUAUUAUUAAAAAAAUUUAAAGUAUCACAUAUUUGCAUGUCUGAUGAAUAAUUCCUUAGUUAUAGCUGUUUUAAUUAGGCGUAAAUACAAUUAAUUUUAAAUAAAAUAACAUAUGGUGCAGUAAGGAGUUAAUUAGCCUUGAAAUUCUUUACCUUCUAUUGAAUAUUAAUUGUUUUCAUUGCUCUUGUUGGGAGCAUCAAUCAGAGACAAUGCGAGGAGCAUGGUUAGCUAGUGGGAGGUGUUUUUAUACUUGUGCUGUCCACUUCUCUGCUCACUGCCACUGAAGUGGACUGAAUGUAAACAAAAAAUAACUUAGUAAUAUUCUGAUUAGUUUGUUGUGAUGAACAGUAUUAAAUGCUUUUAAUAUAUUUAAAACAAAUCACAGUUAUCUUCUCAUUAUUGUCGAUUUUCUUUUGUAUGUCAACUCAGUAAUUAGAACUUCAAUUGUUCUCAUGUGAUGCGAUGGCCAAGGGAAUAAAGAUUUAUUUAUAUAUAUAUAUAUAUAUUAAUAGGUAGACUAAAAUUGAAAGGAUGUUUUUGGUUAAAUCAUUUUUAUAGCAUGGUGAGAUUAGCAGUCCUAUUAUCAUCUAUUAUUUUAUUCUACAAUAGUUAUUAAAAUAGAUCCUGCCAGCUUUUUCAAUAGCAUUAAUAAUUUUCUAAUUUUCCAAAACCAAUUACAACACACUCAUUUACAUUAGUUGUACUAUACAGAGUAGACCAAUUGUUCUCUUUUAAAAUACCACUCACCUGACUAUAUCUUAUACUCUUAAAAUUUUUACAGUCAUUUCUUCUUUUAGAAUUGCUUUUUAGUAAAGCUAUUAAUGUGGAAAAAUGGUCAGUUUGUACAACACCUGCCUCAAUUUGCUUUAAUUUUGAUUCUUAGGCCCUCAAAAAAAUAUUAUCUAAACAAGAGUGAUUACCUUUAUAUUCUAUUAGAUAUAUUCAUAAAUGAUUUAAAAUCAUAUUGAGCGAUUAUAUUUAGAGAAUCAUUAUCAACUUUACCACUAAUGUCAUUAUUUAUAUCGCCUAUUAUAGCAGUAUAGUCACUAUCUAAAUUACCCCAUAAUCUAGUCAAAUAAUCGAUAAUUUUGUUGGUUAGUGAUCUGUAUAUACAAUAAAUAUCUGUAAUUUUUGCCAUCUAUAAGAACUGAUCAGUGUAAUAUAUUAUACUCUUCAUAAUUAUACUCAUAUAAAUUAACCAUUAAAUCAGUUUUAACAAAAAAUACCAUUAUUUUGGUUUCACUCUUUUAAAAAAAAAAAAUACAUUUUUUAGCCAAAAAUUAUGUGCCUAUAAUCUAUAUUAUGCCAUGUUUUGUUUAAAAGAAGCAUAUCAAUUUAACUAAAUUUUUCAGUAUCUAUGAGAAAUUAAAUUUGUUUAGGAAGUAUCCUGUUACAUUGAUUACAAUGUAACUAUGCCUGCUCAGAAUUUGUGGAAAGUGGAAAUAAUCAAUCGUGAUCAAUUUGGUGAUGUUUGGCAAGCUAUUAAUUCACAAGUAGAUUCAAUAUUUUAGUUACUAAAACAUAAUUAAAUAUUAUAUUCAUAAUAUUAAUUACUUAAAUAAACAUAUUAAAGGUAGUGCUGAUUCAUUUUAAUUCAACACAAGCAUUGAAAUUUAGCGGUAGACAAUUACCAGAUUGGGGAUUUAAUCAGCAUGAAGUGGUUACAGAUAAAGUAAUAUUUCAAGAUGAUACAGUGUGGAAUGUUGAAGAACAUCGGUACACUAAAAGUAAUUUAAUAUUUAUAAGAAUAAUUAAAUGUAGUCUAAAAUGUCUAAAACACCCACAUGGUCAUAGGUGAAAAUGAAAAAGAAAGAGAACGAGAACUUGUUGCUGCUGAAAUGAUACCAUCAAAAGGAACAAAACUAGGGCUUUGGGAAAGAUUUUGGGAAUUACAAUACAAAGUAAUAUUUUCUUCUCCAAAUACACAAAAUGUUCAUUCACACAUGUACAGCAGUGAACCUCUCGAUUGGCCAUUAAUGGUUCGAGGAGUAGCCUAUUGGUUAAGUGAACAUGAUAAUGUUAGUUAAUUUAAUUUAGUGCAAAUAAAACAAUAUUAAUUAAUGCAUUAUCAUUUAUUUUAAUAUUAAAAACAGGGACAAAUACACUUAUUGGGAAACAUUGUGAUAUGGUAUUCAUCUACAUUUUGUCUACUGUUAUAUUUAUCAUUUUUUGUAUUUUAUUUACUAAGACAAAGAAGACAAAUUUAUGAUCUAUCUUAUGGUAUGUAUAAUAAACUAAUAAAUUGAAAAAUAAUUAAUUAGUAAACUAUUCUUUUCCUAGAUGAAUGGGAACAAUUCAAACUAAUUGGUGAAGUAUUAGUUGUUGGAUAUGGCUUAAAUUACAUACCAUAUUUUUUUAUUGAUCGUACAUUAUUUUUACAUCAUUAUUUACCUGCUCUUGUCUUUAAGAUAUUAUUAUGUGCUGCAUUUAUACAACAUCUAGCAAAUAUUUUUAGGUAUAUAUUUUAAAAUCAUAUUUCUAUUAUGAAUAUAUGUAUACAUACAUAUAUAUAUAUAUAUUUUUUUUUUCACAGGACUAAGUUGAUGCUGAGAUUUAUAUUUCAUUUAAGUCUUUGUGUUUGGAUUUUAAGUGUUAUGUAUGUAUUUAAAAAGUUUAUUGUCUUUAGUUAUGGAACAUCCCCAUUAACAUCUAAAGAAGUUUUUAAACUUCGUUGGAAAGAUACUUGGGAUUUCAUUAUUCAUAAACCAUGAGUUUAUUAAGUUUAAGUUAGUGAUUAUUAUUUUAAGAAAUUUUAGUGGUAGAUUGGCUAUGCUGUUGGUAUAAAAUUAUCUAUUAUUAUUAUUAUUAUUAUUGAAUUUCUUCCUUAUCGAAUUGUAUAAUUUGAUAUUAAUUUUUUUCCUGGUAUUGAUUUAUUUACUGUUUGUUUUAAAAAUAUCUAAUUAUAUUAAAAGUAUUUUAAUAUUAUUACUUUAGUUUGAAACUGCCAAUUUAUCAGUUAAGCCAAUCUGCAUUUAAAUUUAGUGGUAAUUAGUCUCUCUAAUAAAAUUAUGCUCUCUAUUAAUUAGUUUAAUAUUUAUUCAUCAGUAUUAUUUAUGUGUAUUGUGUUAUAAUGUUUUUCUAUAAAACAUAUAUCAUGUUUAGGUAUUGUUUCUUGUCUUUGUAUUGAUUAAAAUAAUUAAUUUUUUUUUUUAACUUUUAAUUUUAAAUUCAACCUAAAUAAUUUAAUCUUAAAAUCAUUUCAAAGAUUUAUAUAUAAAUAAAAUUUUUUUAUUUUGUUGAUUCAUAUGAUACACAAAUUAUUUACAAUUCUACAAUUCGUAAAUACAUUUUUAGAUCUAUUAAAAAGAUUUUGUCGACAUUAAAUGCUUUGGAAAGAGUUAGUUAGGUAUUCUUCACAGUAUUCAAUACUUCAAUAUAUCAAAUUAUUAUUAUUACAUCUGUGUAAUAAAUACUCCCUAAUGCUCACUAUCCCUAUAUAGUUAGUUAAUUAAAAAUAGUGUGUUAAGUUAUUAUAUAUAUUCUCCCUCCUCCCAUGAACAAAAUUAUACAGGGUCUUAUGUAAGAAUUAAUUAUAAUACUUUAUAUUUGGAAUGUGCAAUACUAAUAAAUACCAACCUGUUAGUGACUCAAUAAAUCAUUUUAAAUUUUGGUCUAUUGGUUAGCUCAAUUUUUAUUUUGCAUUUAAUAUUGAUUUUUUUUUUUUACUACAAUAAAAUUUUACAAACUAUUAGUGUAUAAUUUACAUAAAUGACAAGUAAAAAUUAAAAAAAAAAAAAAACUAAUAAACAUUGAACAAUUUUUUUAUAAUUACUGGUUAUUUCCAAAAUAUUAUCUUAAUUUAUUUAACUGAAAAUUUAAAACAUAUUUUGUACUUUUUUUUAUUCUCUGUCACUAUCAGACUGUAACUAGAUCUUAAUGUUAAUAAAUGUUUUAUUUAUGUUUGUACUACUUAUAUUAUUUUUUUUUAUAGUAAGUUUUCAAAUACACAUUUUAUAAAAUAAUAAUUUACUUAUUUUAAAUAUAAAGUAUUAUUUUUUGUUAAAGCCAUAUAUAUAUAUAUGUGUAUGUGUUAAUUUAUGUGAAAUUGUUAUUCCUCUUUUAUAAUUUUUAUAUAAAAAAUAUUUUAUACAAUAAUCAAAACAUGUAUUUUUAUUAUUUUGUUUUUUAAUUACCUAGGAAUGUACCAGUGUUGGGAAAUUUACUUUUAAAAAGAAAAUUAUUCCUGUUCCUUGUUCCUUAAAAAAAGGAAUUUGUUUAAGUGAUCUUUUUUUUAUGAAUACUCAUAUUAUUACAUAUUUGUAAAAUAAGAUACCGAGAACAGUUGCAGCUACUGUUAAAAUUACUACUAAAAAACUACUAAAAUUAGAAACUAUUUUUACUUCUUAAAAUCUACAUGUUUAAAAUCUUAUUACUUGAAAGGUUAAUGAAAAUGUAUUACUUGUAAAAUUGUAAAUUUGACAUUUAUCAUUAUCAAAUAGAUUAUAUUGUUUGUUACCAUUUUAAACCAUUAUCACGCGAUACCGUUUAUAUCACGCUUAUAUAUAACUAAAUUAAUAACUCACACCAACACUAUACAAUUUCUAAACAAUAUUAACACUUAAAUAAUAUUUCAUUUUUUUUUCCUAAUAGAAAGAACAGAAAUUUGCAUUCAUGUUCCACAUAAAUGGAAACUCUUUCCCAGGUCCUCAUUCCUAUAUUUGAAAAGGACAUUUUUUUUCUUUACUGAUUCAAUAAUAAAUAAAUUAAGUAGUUAUUUAUAUUACAUGUAUACAUUUAAUAUAUAGUUAAUAUUUAAUUAAUAUACAUUUAUAUAUAUUGACCUGCCAAACUCACAAGUUAUAAUAUCAUAAUAGUUCACAAAAUGGAAACUUGCUUUAAAUCCUACUCAGUGAUGGUGCUAAGCACAAAACAUGGCCCACCUUUAAAACUAUUGGCCCACUAUCUCAUAUUUCUGCAUUUUUAUUUGAAUGUAUUAAAAUGUUUAAAAAUGCAUACUAGCCUAUGAUACGUACUACAUGCACUAAACAGAUAGGAUGGUAAGUUAUAAAAGAAGAGAGUCAUCAUAUAAAUAAUUGUUUAACUAAACUGAAAUCCUUUAUACAAAAUUUAAUAUUAAUAUUCUUUGUUAAAAAAAAAUUCAAAAUGUAAAAAAGUACCUUCAUACUUGGUUAAAUACUUAAAUAUAUAUUUGAUGAGAAAAAAUAUGUACAAAUAAUUUUUAAUGUCUGAAAAUGAAUUUUUUACUCGUAUAUUACAUCGUAGAUAAAGUCAUAGAUGAACUGUAUAGAAGAUGUAUUAGUCUAUCAGGUAUUUUAAUUGGUAUAUAGGUUCAUUAGAGCUACAAUCAUAAUCAUUUUUAAAUUAUUUCUUUUUUAUUUUAUACCAGUUUUCUACCAGAAAUUUAUACUAAAUUAUAGAAAGAGUUUCCUCAAAAUGACUAAGCCUUUAGAUAAACCUCCUAAAAAAGUAUAAAAAGAAAAAUGGAAACUCUUUCUAUUUACAGAUAAAAAUAAACUGGAGAUUUAACCAAUGGAAUCCCUGUCACCAGGAAAUGAACUUUACUGGUCAACCUGGAGAUCCCUAAACAGAUUCAGAGUGGAAGUAGGCAGAUCCAAAGAUAAACUAAAAAAAUGUGAUAUCCUGAAGGACAACUCUACAGCAUGAGAGUGUAGUAUUAAACAAGACAUGGUACACCAUCUGAACAUCAAAAUUUGCCCAUCCUCCUAUUCGAUGGAAGACUUACUAGCAGCAACACCAAAUGUAAUCAAAGUGUCAAGAUUCUGAUCUAGGAUAAUCUAACACAAACACUAUACCAAUUACAUUGGCAAAUAAGUUACCCUAACUCAUUAACUGUAUCAAUUUAUAUCUAUAUAACCUUACAUUAUAUUUAAGAC
This is a messenger RNA of Cinara cedri, 13317 nucleotides long. The record is from the annotation of a GenBank genome assembly. Lineage: Eukaryota; Metazoa; Arthropoda; Insecta; Hemiptera; Aphididae.